AUGCCUCAAACUGUAGGCAAAUACGAUGGUCUAGGCGACCCGGAUGACCAUCUCAAUUUAUUCAAAAGCGCGGGGGAAGUAGCCUGUUGGCCAAUGCCCCUCUGGUGCAAGAUGUUUGUCCAAACGUUGGUAGGCGCGGCCCGGGUCUGGUGGGAUAGUUUGCCCAUUGGGGAAACUGACAGUUUUGAAGACCUAGAGGCUAAGUUCAUCUUGCAAUUCAGCCAACAACGAAGGCACACUAAAGAUCGAAAUGAGCUCCUUCACAUUCGCCGGCGAGACAAUGAAACGGUGGAAAGUUUCAUCGUUAGAUUCAAUAAAGAAAGCCUGACAAUCCUGGGUGUCCCAAACGAUCUAGCGUGUGGAGCUUUCCUACAGGGGGUGAACGAUGACGAGCUACUAAGAACACUUCACGGGAGGGAUGGUGUGCCUCCCACCAUUGACGAAAUCUUGAGGAUAGCCAAGGUAUACGUUAUACAAGAAAAGGCUGUAGCCGCCAGUCACGCGGCCAACAGAAAAAAGGAGGCUCAGAAAAGCCAGGAGGAUAGAGAACAACGGGGUUCUGAAAGCAAAGGUAGAGGAGACCAAUACGAGAAAGGUGAUAGAACGGACUCGCGGUAUGAUAGGUCUAGAAAUACCUACUCAAGGAACGAAUCCUCUAAGCCGCGGUCCGAUUACCCUAACCUGAGCAAGACGCCAGCGGAAAUCCUAACCUCUGAGAACCUCAAGUUUAACCCUCCAAAGCUGCUAAAGGACAAUCCCAACAAAGACACAAGCAAGUACUGUGAAUACCACAAAGGGAGCGGCCACGAUACCAAUGAUUGUUUUCAGUUAAAGAAGCAGAUCGAGUACUUCGUGAAAGCGGGCAAAUUGGCACAUCUGGUGCGAGACAUCAAACAGGGCCCUCCUCCCGUUAAAGAAGAAAAUGACAGGGCGGCGGGGAAAAGGCCGCGGGAGCUAAACAUGGUACACGCGGAUAAGGGAAAAGGGGUCAAACGGAGUUUUUCCACGCUCGAACCCUGGAUGCUGGCAACCAUGACAAUCGAGCCUCGCGUGGAAGAUCUGCAUCUCACUACUGACGCCUCGAUCAUAUCUGCUGCAGUAGGUGAUUACCACAUGAGGAGGAUCCCGGUAGAUACCGGGAGUUCAGAGGAUAUCAUCUACGAGCAUUGCUUCAAUAGAAUGCAACCAGAAAUAGAACUUAUGGGAAAAGGUAACCGGGUGUGCUUGGCUUUAGCACACGAAUCACAAUCAAUAGUUUUAAAAGACACAUUCUUGACAAAAUCAAAACGAGAAAGUUUACCGCUAGAAGCAUGA
This is a messenger RNA of Helianthus annuus (common sunflower), 1314 nucleotides long. RefSeq lists its product as uncharacterized. NCBI's taxonomy places the organism in Eukaryota, Viridiplantae, Streptophyta, Magnoliopsida, Asterales, Asteraceae. Bases 1 to 1314 code for a protein of 437 amino acids. The transcript has a single exon. The record is from RefSeq and is a predicted model, not a curated record.